Molecule: messenger RNA, 1182 nt
Organism: Hemisphaericaspora subhashii
Lineage: Eukaryota; Fungi; Ascomycota; Pichiomycetes; Serinales; Debaryomycetaceae
Product: GTPase
Exons: 1
Coding region: 1-1182 (393 amino acids)
Molecular function (GO): GTPase activity
Source: RefSeq, a predicted model, not a curated record
AUGUCACAAGAACAACAACCGUCAGAAUCACAACCAACCACCACAACCCAACCACCGCCAACCAUCAUCUGUAUCGGGAUGGCCGGGUCCGGUAAAACCACCUUCAUGCAAAGACUCAAUUCCCAUCUCCAUCAACAAGUCACCGACAACAAAACUACCAAACCACCAUAUGUAAUCAACCUCGACCCCGCGGUCUUAAAGAUCCCAUUCGGAGCCAACAUCGAUAUUCGUGACUCCGUGAAAUAUAAAAAAGUCAUGCAGGAAUACAAUCUCGGUCCUAAUGGUGCCAUUGUCACUUCCCUUAAUCUAUUCUCGACUAAGAUCGAUCAAGUCAUUUCAUUGGUUGAAAAACGUUCCCCCAAGAUCCUGAAUGUGAUCAUCGACACUCCGGGGCAGAUUGAAUGUUUUAUUUGGAGUGCUAGUGGUGCAAUCAUAACUGAGGCAUUUGCAUCCAGUUUCCCGACCGUGAUUGCAUAUAUUGUCGAUACUCCGAGAAAUGUAUCUCCGGUGACGUUUAUGUCGAAUAUGUUAUAUGCUUGUUCCAUCUUGUAUAAGACGAAAUUACCCAUGAUUGUGGUGUUUAAUAAGACCGAUGUCCAGGAUGAUGGAUUUAUUAAGGAUUGGAUGGCGGAUUUUGAGAGUUUUCAAGAGGCGUUGAGGAAGGAUGGCGAUGAAGAAGGGUCGGGAUAUAUGAAUUCAUUGGUGAAUUCGAUGUCAUUGAUGUUGGAAGAGUUUUAUUCGACGUUGGAUGUGGUUGGGGUGAGUUCGAUUACUGGGAAUGGGUUUGAUGAGUUUAUGAAGGCGGUGGAUAAUAAAGUGGAGGAAUAUAAUGAAUAUUAUAAGGCGGAAAGAGAAAGGAUCUUGUUACAGAAGCAGAAGGAUGAAGAAAAGAGACAAAAGAAGUCAUUGAGUAAUCUUAUGAAAGAUAUGAAGAUAGGCAAUGAUAGUGAAGUUUUGAGUGAUUAUGAUGAAGAUACUGAUAAUGAUGAUGUGCAUGGAGAAGUCUUGAGAGAUGAAGAUGAACCGGAAAGAGAAUAUACAUUCCCAGAAGAUAGAAAUUCAGAACUUGGACAUACUGAUGCUGAUUUACAAUCAAGGUAUCAAGCUGCUUUUGAAUCGACUGCAAAGACCGCGUCUUCCAAGACUGCAGAAAAUAUCGCUAAUUAUAUCAAGCGUCAAUAG